Molecule: messenger RNA, 1956 nt
Organism: Heterobilharzia americana
Lineage: Eukaryota; Metazoa; Platyhelminthes; Trematoda; Strigeidida; Schistosomatidae
Source: the annotation of a GenBank genome assembly
AUGGUUUCAUUGGGAAAUCAUUGGAAACGCUUUAUAUCAGCCUGUACCACUCCGUCUGCUAAUGCCACUAUUGGAAGUGGUUCUGUAACAUCAUCUGCUGGAAUUGUUAGCAAUGCUGGUUCAGCUGCUGCGGCUGGUGCUGGUGGUACACCGUCGACACAAAAUUCCCUACAGAAAUCACCAGUUGAAUGGCAGUGUCUAAAUGAAACUGUUAAUACCCUUUUAAAAGGAUGUCCAGUAUCACGUUUAGCUAUUUUAGACCAUUUAGCACCGUUGUACGUUGAAUACUUUGUUACUUGGUGGCAAAUAAAUUCUACAUCCUCGUCGAAUAGACCCCAAGAGACCGGCAAUGCAACUGUUCGUAAUUUGAGUUAUGAAAGUCAGAAUUUAAAUAAAGCUGAAGUUGUAUUACGUGAUCUCUUGAAGACGAUUCAUGAACUCAUCAUUCAAGACGGUACAAGUGAUCAUUUCUUUGCAGCAGUCUGUUCUUGGUGUCUUGUUUUAAUUAGACCGGUGUGUACAGCUGCACCAACUCAACUUUUAUCGAAUUUAAUGGACUUGCUUAGGUCGCCUAAUCGUCAUUCAGAUAACGCAAAGUUAUCUUCAACAUCCGCUAGAAAUAUUCAUGGUACGCGUUUAACUGACCGAGUAGCACUGGCAAAGUCUAAGUUGAAGAAUGCUUUAAAUACUGAUAAUUCAGCGGCUACUACUAGUGAUAAUAAAUCGAACAAUAACAAAGGAGUUAACUAUCAACGUACUGGGAAACACAAAUCAGAUCAUCAAUUAAUUAUAGUUUCGGAUUCGGACUCCUCCUCAAACUCGACUAGUGAUGAAGAUAAUGAAGAAGACGUUGAUGAAGGAGAAGUAGCAAGUGAAGAUAUACAAAUGGCUUCUGAUAGUAUUCACAAUACUGGGAAUAAUGAAACCGGUGAGUCGAAGCCGUCAUUUACAAAUUUAGACAAUCGAGAUCAAACUACUGAUAUUAAAUCGAGUAGCAAUAAGCGAAACGGUCAAAUACGUUUUGGAGUGGGAAAACUAGAUUCUUCUUCUGGCUUACCGAUUAAAGGGGAUUCUGUCAGUGAUCAUACAGUCAAUCUGGAUUUAAGUCCAACUUCUGCUGUAAAUCAACAAAUAUUAGGACUUUGGGUCAAGUGUCCUGUGGUUGUUGAUCUUUUGAACAUCACGUGUGAUUGUCUAUUGGGUUCAAAUAUUCGUUUGAGUUCAGUACAAGCAUUAUUGGCGUGUUCCACUGUUCCAAUUUGGGAUACAUCAUUGGAUAAUCCUAAGAAUUGUUAUUCAUUGGCUAAUUCAGUACUACCGCAUUGGAUUAUAAUUUGGUUACUGUACCAGGCAACACGUGAAAUUAACUUAUUGUCAACAGGAAUACAAAAAUUAAAUCAAUUGUUUGACUUGAUACUCACAUCUGCACUGCAUCCAUUCGAGCCAAAUGUUCUUCAGUCCACUUUGAUACCAGAUACUUUAGGAGGUUAUUUUCUCAAUGGGAUUUUGAUUCCAAUUUCUGGAUCACUGUUCCCAGAAUUUCUUGGCAACUGGUUACGCAUCAAAUUGGAUCCAAUUUUUUCAUAUGCUGUGCUUAUUUCAAAUGAAACUUCACUAGAAAUUGACAGUACAGAUAAACAAGGAUCUGUAUCUCAACCAAUGAAGUUGAUAAAUCUUCUGCUUAGUUUAAGUUUAAUUUCAGUGCCCAUUCCACCACAAUUUCCUCUAGAACAACAAAAAUCUUCAACCAGUAGUCAUCCAACAUGUGAUAUGAGUAUGGACCGACCUUUGAGAUAUCCACAUCCUCCUUCGAAAGGUUUCAAUUAUGGUGCGCCUGUCCCAUUUCGUCCACCUUGUGGGUCGAAUGAACGAGAAUGUGCACCAAUGUUACCUCGCUUCAACAUGCCAAUGCCGCCAAGGAAUAUGAAUCCAAUGUUACCAACCCUUGUCAUAUGA